Cuscuta campestris is the source of this 3256-nucleotide messenger RNA. Lineage: Eukaryota; Viridiplantae; Streptophyta; Magnoliopsida; Solanales; Convolvulaceae. The record is from the annotation of a GenBank genome assembly.
CGUGAGGGCGACGUGCUCUACUCUCUUGUCAAGAGCACGCCGAUAGAGCUUUCAAUUGAGCAGCUUGGGCUCAUCGCCGGCCUCCCCUACCAAGGCGACGACGUCUCCCUCCAUGGUAGAGAGGACUGGGUGCUCAAGAACGAGAGCCUUAUCCUCAACGAGCUUGGCAUCACCGAGCUCAUCCGCCAUGCCUCGGGCCGCCCCACCAUCCACUCCGCUAACCCCGAAGGCUGUCUUCUUCUCUACAUCGUCUCCCGGAUCAUCAAACCCAGGAAGCACGGCCACACCAUCAUGUCCGGUGAAGAUCUCAAGCUCAUCCAUGCGAUCAUGCACUCGGCCCCAAUCAAUUGGGCAAAGUUUGUCAUGAUCAACAUGAUGAUUGCCGCGUCCACCAACCACGACCACCUCCUCCCGUACCCGUUCGUGGUGAUGGACAUCCUUGAACGGUUCAAGGUGACCACCACCGUUGGCCCACUCACAAAGGCCACGAAGAUUUGGGCGGUUAGCACCCAAACCUUCAAGAAGCGGUCGGACAACGCCGGACCUGCCACUGCCGAGCCACGGCCCCAUUCUGCUGCUGGCCCAGCCGAACCCCAGGCCCGGGCCAACCUUGCCUCCAUUGCUGACUCUCUCAACCGGCUUCACUUCAAAGUUGAUGGGAUGGAUGGCUACCUUGAAAGACUUGACGAGGCGGUCCAACGCCAAGGAGGAAGACAGAGCAAAAAUCACCCCGAGGACUACCGAAAGAUCUCCUGUUGCACAACCGCCAAGGAGAUGUGGGACAAGCUUGAAGUGACGUACGAAGGUACCGAUCAAGUUCGUGAAGCCAAGAUCGAUUUUCUCACCCAAGAGUACGAAAUGUUCCGGAUGAAAGAAGGUGAGAAAAUUGAUGACAUGUUCGACCGUUUUUCAAAGAUCAUCAACGACCUUCAUGCUCUCAAAAAGACUUACACCAACAAGGAUCUCGUGUGGAAAAUCCUGCGAAGCCUCACACCCGAAUGGAGGUCAAAAGCCGAUGCAAUCUAUGAAUCCAUUGGAGUCUCUAACGUCACCAUCGACGGGCUAAGAGGUAACCUUAAAACCUAUGAAUCUACUAUUCUAACCCCGUCUUUGGAUGAACAAAAGAAAAAGGGGAUAGCUCUCAAAGCCACCAAGGAACCGGUGGAAGAGGCUUCAAGCGAUGACGACAAUGAAUUCGGGCUCGUCAUCAAGAAGUUCCACAAGUUCAUGAAGAAGGAAUUUGAGCGGAAGGGAAGGAAGCACGACGGUCCUCCCAAGUGCUACGGCUGUGGCGAGAUUGGCCACAUCAAGCCAAGGUGUCCAAAGGCCAAACACGGCAAGGAUAAGCCUGGCUUCAAGAAGCAAAGGGCCUACAUCUCUUGGGGUGGCGAUUCCGGCGACGAAUCAACCGACCAAGAGGAGGACGAAGCUGCAAAUCUCUGCCUCAUGGCGCACGAAGAUCAAAGCGACGACGUCCAAGAGUCCCCUCAUAUUGUAUUUUCCGAAGAUAAUCCUCGCUUGGCGAGAAAGGCUAUUUGUGAUGAUCUUGCAGAUUCAUUAGAGAGAGUACACAUUGAAGACGAUGAAGAAGACACGCCAUUAUACACCAACCCGCAACCACAACCUGAGGAAACACCUCAAGUGAUGGUCGAAAAUGAGGACCAAGCGGAAGAAGAAGAACAAGAGGAAGCCUCAGAACAAGAGGAAACCGAGCUUCCCAUCGCCUGGAGAACGCACAGAAACCAUCCACUUGAUCAGGGCACGAAAUCCAGCGAGGAACGCCUCUACUAUGGUGACGGGUCAUACCUUUGGUUUGAUUCCGAGGAGGAACGCACCCGUUUCCUCACCUUCUUCUCUAAACGGGUUGUGGCUCCUCCACAGAUCAUCCCGGAGCGCUACCCGGAGCUGCAGGGCUACGACGACCUCGACGCGCAGCUUCAUCAGGCCGGCCUUUGGCCUUUCGUCUCCCGGGCUCGGAAGGAGAUCAACCCGGCGCUGAUUCGGGUCUUCUACUCCAACCUCCGGCGUGAGGGCGACGUGCUCUACUCUCUUGUCAAGAGCACGCCGAUAGAGCUUUCAAUUGAGCAGCUUGGGCUCAUCGCCGGCCUCCCCUACCAAGGCGACGACGUCUCCCUCCAUGGCAGAGAGGACUGGGUGCUCAACAACGAGGGCCUUAUCCUCAACGAGCUUGGCAUCACCGAGCUCAUCCGCCAUGCCUCGGGCCGCCCCACCAUCCACUCCGCUAACCCCGAAGGCUGUCUUCUUCUCUACAUCGUCUCCCGGAUCAUCAAACCCAGGAAGCACGGCCACACCAUCAUGUCCGGUGAAGAUCUCAAGCUCAUCCAUGCGAUCAUGCACUCAGCCCCAAUCAAUUGGGCACAGUUUGUCAUGAUCAACAUGAUGAUUGCCGCGUCCACCGACCACGACCACCUCCUCCCGUACCCGUUCGUGGUGAUGGACAUCCUUGAACGGUUCAAGGUGACCACCACCGUUGGCCCACUCACAAAGGCCACGAAGAUUUGGGCGGUUAGCACCCAAACCUUCAAGAAGCGGUCGGACAACGCCGGACCUGCCACUGCCGAGCCACGGCCCCGUUCUGCUGCUAGCCCAGCCGAACCCCAGGCCCGGGCCAACCUUGCCUCCAUUGCUGACUCUCUCAACCGGCUUCACUUCAAAGUUGAUGGGAUGGAUGGCUACCUUGAAAGACUUGACGAGGCGGUCCAACGCCAAGGGUACGCCAUGAACGCGUACUUCCAACGCGUUAACUACGUCCUCCACCGUACCAUGGCACGUUCUUUGGGCAAGUGUACGGUCGGACCCGUGGCUUAUGAGCUUCAACUUUUAGAUACCGCUCGUAUCCACCUGGUUUUUCAUGUGUCUCUUUUACGACCAGCCAGGGGUGUUACUCCAUCUAACCCUCCAGCUGCUUUGCCCCUUUCUUCAGAUCUUGAACUGCUCCUGGAGCCGGCUUCAGUCCUUGACCACCGUUGGAAGGGGUCUACCUUGGAAUUGUUAAUUCAAUGGAAGGGUAGACCAGAUGAGGAAUCAAGUUGGGAAGAGUAUGAGUCAAUACGGCAGCAAUAUCUAGACUUCCAACAUGAGGACACGGUGGUUUUCAAAAAUGGGAGUAAUGAUAAGAUUUGGAUCACUUUUAACAAGAGGUCAUGUCAGUAGCUUUAUAAUUAUAUUAGUUCGUUCUCUUCACUUGUUACUUUAGUUUAAAAGACUAGUCAUUAAAUAAAAGGACUCAUAGGUU